Alosa alosa (allis shad) is the source of this 3020-nucleotide messenger RNA. RefSeq names its product DAB adaptor protein 2 (gene dab2). Gene Ontology annotation, cellular component: plasma membrane. The coding region runs from base 888 to 2507 and encodes 539 amino acids. NCBI's taxonomy places the organism in Eukaryota, Metazoa, Chordata, Actinopteri, Clupeiformes, Clupeidae. Gene Ontology annotation, biological process: receptor-mediated endocytosis; negative regulation of canonical Wnt signaling pathway; positive regulation of endocytosis. The record is from RefSeq and is a predicted model, not a curated record. The transcript is spliced from 12 exons.
CACUGGCCGCGGCGCUCGCGGAGGCUGAACGGGUGGAAAACAUCUUCCACACAACGGAGUCGAGGCAUUGCGUACGCCAGACAUCGAUGGAGGAAGACGGGGAGGAGUUUGAGACGACGCGACAGACCACAGCACAGCCCACGCGAGUGGAAGAGGCCGGCCAGCGGAGACGGAUCGAAGCCGGUCAGCGACCACCAUGGACUGACGUAUCAGCACUCGACUCAGAGACCAAAGCGAUUUAUUCACAGUGGCCGGGAGUAGCACGUCAAGGACUGCUGUAUAGACACUGGCGAGCUCCCAAUAGACAAUCUGACAUUUUCCAGUUGCUGGUUCCUGCUGGAUUACGAGCCUGUGUACUGGAACAUGUACACGGGGCAGUGAGGGUGGCUCAUUUCGGCAUUGCAAAGAGUCCAUAGCUAUAACCAUAGCCAUGUCAGUGUGACAUGUACUUUUCCAGUGAAUGUCAGUCUGACUGACAGAAGAUGCUCACGAAGUUCCUCGAACAUUGCAGGCCCAACUGCAGUCAGACCUGCUUUCCUCGCCAUAAUAGGUCGAUUUGAUUGGCUAAUCAGUCAGAUGUCAAUCAACCCGAAUCCAAACAUAUGAUUUCUAAUGGUUGCUUAGGUACCGAAAACGCAGUGACUCCUUGUGAAGGCCUGAUGCGGGCCUUAACAAGGGAAGACAUGCGAUUGGAUAAAAAUGUAUCGCACGCCCUCGAUACAUUUUCUGUCAAUCUGUCAAUCAAAUAUAGCGGACAGCGGUAGGAUAUGAUAGUAGUCUAGUCAAGAACGAUCGGGAAGGAGAAGAAGCGAAUAAUAAACGUGGAGUGUUGGCAGCUGCCCUAUUUCUCCCUCGCUUUGUAAAUCAGCCAGGCUACUGACCCCAGCAUGUCAACAGACAUGGAACCCACUAUUGUAACAUGUGAUGCUAUGGACACUGAGACAACAACAGCAGAUGUUACAGAAAGCAAGACUGGUCUCAGGAAAGAAAAGAAAAAUGAGAAGACAGAUGGGUACUUGUUGGCCAGGUUCCAAGGAGAUGGUGUGAGAUACAAAGCUAAACUGAUUGGUGUGGAUGAUGUUCCAGAACCUAGAGGGGAUAAAAUGAGUCAGGACUCAAUGAUGAAGCUUAAGGGAAUGGCAAUUGCUGCUCGGUCCCAGGGCAAACACAAACAGAGGAUCUGGGUGAAGAUCUCCCUUACAGGAAUUAAAAUAAUUGAUGAGAAAACUGGGGUGAUUGAGCAUGAACAUGCAGUGAACAAGAUCUCCUUCAUUGCCAGAGAUGUUACAGACAACCGUGCUUUUGGUUAUGUGUAUGGUGCUGAAGGACAACACCAAUUUUUUGCCAUUAAAACAGCUCAGGUGGCAGAACCGGUAGUAAUUGACCUAAAGGACCUGUUCCAGUUAAUCUUCAACAUGAAAACUAAGGAAUCCCUGGCUCCAGAGCAUAAUGGUGGUGAUGCCUUGCUCUGUCUUGAGGAUGAAGUGACCAUUGUGAAAUCUCCUGCAAAUGACCACUUGGGAACUGACUUGUUCACACCUGAGGAGAAGAACAAUAUCUCCCCAACCCAGGUGGACUCCUCGAUUCCAGCCAACCUUUUUGAAACCACCGAUGCUACCAGUCCUUUCGGUACAACGUCCCUGGGUCCCCAACUUACAGUUCCUGAAAUCGCCCCUCAUAUGUGGCCACAGACAAGUCCCUCUAUGUUGCCUCUCCAGGGUGGUGUGAUCUCUCCACAAUCCACCACUGCCUUUGGUGGUCCAUCCAUUCCUUGGGGGAAUCAUGGAUCAUCCCUCUUUGGAGCUCCAGCUGGACCACAGUCCUGGAGCCAGACUAAUCCCACAGGGUCAGUAGGUGUCUGGCCUCCGUCUGCUCCCAUAGGCAAUCACUUUCAACAAAGUCCCUUGCCAGGCAUAGGUGUCAUGAUAGGAGGGCAACAGCCAAUCUCCAUGUCCCCAGUACGUUUACCUCCAAAGCCACCGAUUAAAGAGGAACCUCCAGUGAUAAAGAAUGCCUUCAUGACCCUGGAUCCUUUGGGUGAGAAAGAAAAAAAGACAGGAAAAGACAUGUUCAAGGAUUUCCAGAUGGUUAAGCCUCCUCCCACCUCAAUAGGGAAAGCUGAGCCAGCUUCCACCCCUAAGCUCAGUCCCAAUAGAGAUGAAGCAUUUGCUCAGUACUUCACCAACAGAGUAGGUCUGCCUCAAGACGUGGCAGACCAUGAUGACUUUGACAUCAAUCAGAUCUCAUCCAACAUCAAUGAAAAAAACAAAAUAGCUCAUCAGCCAGUAAGUGCUGUAUCCUCCACCACGGCUCCUGUUUCAGCCACUGGAGUUGUAGAAGUGGCAUUCACUCCAGACUGCAACCCGGUUUCAACUUCAGCAUUAGAUCAGUUUAACAAUGCCUUUGGUACUGAUCCUUUUGGUGUAUCAUUUGAGAGCACUCCUGUCACCCAAACAUCAGAUAAGCCAAACCCUUUUGAGGACCCACUGGGAGAUUUCUUCAGCUGAGAAGCUUCAGUCUAAUGAUGUAAUUUUAUUCUUGAUGAGAGGUGUGGAUUGAAAAUGGACAUCAGAUCAACAACCCCAUCUCUGCCUUGGAUGUGUUAUUCAAUAUGUUAAAUGUGUAUACUAACACACACAGCUGAUUAUAUAAUAAAAGAGCGUCUUUGAUUUAGCCUACAAUCCUUAUGGAGAUGAAAGAUUUUGUACCCAGUAAAUGGAAAAAUGGAAACUUAUACUGUGUGUUCCAAAUUAGUUUUUUGUUUUCAGUAAUGUAAAGAGAAGAUUCUUAUUCAAAAUAUUAGUAAUUAUAAUGUCAUGUGUUUAUUUUAUUGAGCUACUUCUCUCAGCUGACAUAAUACUAAAAAAUGUUGUCUAUACUUACAUCACUUCUUAUUUCUUAUGUGAAGAUGUCUAUAUUAGCACAUACUAUAUUGUCACAUAAUCAUUACAUAAUCAUCACAUAAUCUUCAAACUCUACAAACUACAAAACUGUUCAAUAAAAACUAUUAUUGAUACAUA